This is a messenger RNA of Penicillium brasilianum, 2663 nucleotides long. Lineage: Eukaryota; Fungi; Ascomycota; Eurotiomycetes; Eurotiales; Aspergillaceae. The record is from the annotation of a GenBank genome assembly.
AUGCACUAACUAAGCUACUCCGAUACUGGUCUUCGCUCGUUGGACACGAUCGUGCUAAAAUGCUAAGAAUUGACACGCAUACAGUAGAAAAGCUCCAACUGCUGGCACCCGGAGACUCAUCAAAAGACAAAACUACAGUUAAAGGCCUUGUACACAGCGGGGAAGUCUUUUCAAAUUUCACGGGAUCAGAACGGUCUUCGAUUUGGAAGCGAUUGAAGAGGACAGAUGGCAUCAUUCCAUCUCUGUAUACAUUCUUCAAAGAUCUCUGGUACCUAGAAUCAUGUGCCAAUUGCAUCAAACGACUUAUCACACCUUCUAGAUCAUGCCCAACUAUCAGAACUGCUAUGCGCGCGGCCUUUUCGACUUUCGAUCCCGCCCAUACGCAGUUUUUGAUACAGACAUCCGAAACUGGGCUUCGGUAUUAUUCGCACUCUCAGGGGGAUCCUGCCGAACUUGGUUACCGACAGCUGUGGCUCUAUGCUAUGCGUCAUUAUCCAAGGUUGUCCAAACCAGCACAGAAGAUAGAUCCUACGGCGAAGUCUACCAACGAGGUGGUGGAUCCAGUGAUACUGUAUGACAUGGCCAUACUUGCAAAAAAGCUUGGAUUUCAAUCGCCGCAGAUUCAGCAGCUCAUCCAGCAGUCGCCGGAUCGGAAAAUUGCACAAGAUGCCCUUUUGAGAGCUCGUCGGCCAGAUCGUUAUCGAUAUAACGAGGAAGAGGCUGAGUUAUUGAUCAACAAAGUCACUGAGUGCUUCUUGAGGGCGAUCCCACUUGACCAUCAGCUUUCCGUGCAAAGCAUUGGUGGAAGGGAAACCAAAAGGGAGUCUCGAUGUGGACAUCCGCAAAUCCAGGCACAAUUGCAUGAUUGUCAGUUUCUUUUCAUUGACAAAAUUCAUGGUGACUCCGUCAAAGAGGAACGGAAGGCGACUUCCAUUUUGGUGAGGAGGAGUGUCUACUUCACUUUUUUCAGCAAGUUGUCAAUGCCCAUCGUGAAUGGCGACACAACAGGCGCAUCGCCAACUACUGACUUGCCGAUGUCACCGCUUUUUGUCCCGGGUGGUCGCUCGCCGCAAGAUGAAAUGGUAGACAGAGGAGCUGAAUGGGAAAGCAAGUUAGAUCAGCAACGCUCGCAAGACGCUCGUCGAGAGCGGCGACAGCAGAGGCGAGCGGAGAAGUUAAAGAGACGACAACAACGAGAUCGGAAAAGGCAACAAUCCUCACAUUCCGAUCAUCAUUCGAUGUCUCCUUCGAGAAACUUGUCGACAUUACCUCCCGAGUCUGAUAUGGAAAUUGAGCGCACUAUUUCGGACGGUAGCGGUGUGGAAGAGGCAUUGGAUCCUACAGUCGAGACUGAGUCCGAAAUAUCUGGAAUUGAGCGGGGUCUUCCUGACAUAGAACCGUCCAGAGCGGACGAACUCGAGCACCGUGAACCCAUUCCGGGGGAGCAACCUUUCAGCGAAAAUGAAGAGUCAGAAGGUCAUUCUGAGUCAGGAUUUGAGGACGAGCAUCCACGAAGAGGGAGUGAAGGGAGAAUGAGUAGGAAGGAGUCCCUGGAAGAUGCCAGCAUGGAAGAGCAUGCAAGUGAACAAGAGAACGAAGGGGCAGAAACAGCGCAGCUUUCUCCGUCGGAAGAAGUUCGAAAGGCACUGGACAGAUUAGAAGGACGUCGGCAAUCUAGAAACGAAUCGGGACCUUCUAGGGCUAUGGGAGGAAAGGGUGUGGCAUUGCGAGAGAGGGCGAAGUUUAAACCGUAUGACCAGACAGAGCGGCGCCGACAAACCACAAAGCUGUCCAUGCCGCCCCAGGAAACUCUGGAGCAGGAUAUAAACGCACUGCUACAGACAGAUGCUCAACAACAGACACCAAGACCUAUUACUGAGAUUAAUUUCCUCGAGGCGCAGAAUCCUCCUCCGUCAGGAAUGAACGAAGAGCAGAGUUCAUCGCCAGCGGGUAGUCAAGACGGCCCGACUCAGGACCACCAACAGGCGGGGGAAGAAAUAUCAGGGUCAGUCGCGUUUGAGCCGCAGCCAGAAAUGCCGGGCGCUAUCAAUGGGAACCCCAGACGCUAUGGGAUGACGAAUAUCCAGUCGGAGCGGGAAUCACGGCGGUCGGAGUCUGUAACCCCCCGCACAUCGCCGGACGUUCAGGUUAUCGCAGAUGCUACGCAACAGGGCACUGUGACGGAGCGUCCGGCGUUAUCACCAGCGCGAGAGACUUCCACACAGGCCGGUCCGCGCUCACGAAUGGACAUGGCAAAGUCAGAGAAGCGGCCUGAGGAGCGAGACAGGUCUCCGCGACGUGGAGGCGCAAGCGGUGCGACCAAAGGAUCGAAGGUGACAAUCAUGUUCCGCGCACGUGACGCACAUGGCGAUUGGAAUCGCUUAGUCCACAAAAUGGACGUCGACCCGUUGGACCCGUCUCCAGUGGAGCGGAUGGCAGCUAAGCAGGCGCGAGCACACAGGGCGACCUAUUACGACCAAGAUCUACGGCAGGUAGCCCCUGGGCAGUGCUUCGAUGCGGCGAUCCAAGAUGGCACGAACACGGUUUUCAUGACAUUCGGCGACGAUCUGACUGUAAGUGAAGCGACGAUGGAUUCGAUCACACGGGCACUCCAAGCCGAGCUUCAUGAUGAUGGGCCGGCGAAACGCAAGCAGCGAAAUUGA